Amoebophrya sp. A120 is the source of this 1399-nucleotide messenger RNA. NCBI's taxonomy places the organism in Eukaryota, Dinophyceae, Syndiniales, Amoebophryaceae. The record is from the annotation of a GenBank genome assembly.
AACGUUGUGCGAGUCUGUCAUGCUCGUCAUCAUGCAAUACAAAACGCAGACUCUAUUGGAACGCUUGAGAUUGUAGUAACGUUUGAGCAGGUCAUAACAACCUCCGGGAUUUUCUUGCUGACGAGGAAGAAGUGGACUCGGAUUCCUACACCCGCAUUUAUGGCCUGCUCAAGUUGUGUUACAAUCUGUGAUGCAAAAGGUGCAUGAUCCAUCAUCCUCUUCUCACAGGAGAGUGCAUCACAAGUUCGGGACGAGUACUUCUUACCAAACCGCACUAGAAUCAUCCGGCUAAAUUUGUAUUGCAAAAAGCGGAACUACACGGCUCUGUGUGUCUCUUAUGCUGAUCAAGCAACACAAAAUCCAGACACAGAUUCUGUGUACUGUAACCACGUCUGAGAUUUUUGUAAUAGCUGAGCAGGUUAUAGCAUUCCCACCGCGUUUUUCUCUACUUCGUUGACAUCGGAAGAUGACGACCAUAACAAAUUCGACGAUAUUAGUCUUUUUCGCAGCUACGCUGCCGAGGACCCUCACGCGGCACUCUCCCCCUCUAGCCGAACAGGACAUCAUAACCCGGCCUCCUCAAGUAGCAGGCAGCAGCGCAUGGCUAUCCUAUGUAAAAACGUCCCCAACCCAUAGUCAAGAUGGGGAAUCGGCUACACAAAUCUACAAGUUUUGGCUGCUUUGCAUGACAAAUUUGGAUUCGUAGUGUCGUGCUGUUUGAGCUAGCUCAGCAGCGUCACAGAUCUAGUACAUCAGGCUGAUUGAAGCAUGACAGAUUCCAAAACACGCCUAAACAAUGCCUCUCAUGGGGCUCCGCAUGAGAAACAGUUUCAGCAUGCAGAUUUGCAAUACAAAUACAACUAUGGGGUGGGGACGUUUUUCAAUACGAUAAUGGCCAUGGCCUCCUUGCUCCUGGACCGGUGGCGUUUCGAGGUUCUAUGACAAUGCACAACUCCCCCUCGUCCCCCUCAUUUGUCAUGCAAAAUACCAAUUAUACAUCCCUUUCCCUUAAGCACUGCUUGCAUGACAGGCUCCGGAAGCUGAAACAGCACUAGAAUCGGUCGCUGAUUUGUCAUGCAAAAGCUGGAUUUAUGCCAGCACUUGUGUUGCUGCUUAUGCACUUCAAAUGAGGGGGGGGGUUGUGGACUCUCAUAGGUUCCGUACGGCACGUACAAACGCAUCGCACUGUUUCUCGCCAUUGAGUCAGAGAUUGAACCAGAGUGCGGCGACUUUUGUUUUUGCAUUUGCAAACAGGACGUCGAGAGCUCAUAAUUAGCCGCAGCUUUCGUGUGGAUACAAAUAGAAUAAAGUGUCCAGCCGUUGUACUAACAGAGUCGCGUAUGUUUAAUAUACGACUCGGGAUUUUGAUGUGCUACUUGUGCAAGGACGCGGGCAAAAU